Messenger RNA from Hippocampus comes (tiger tail seahorse), 7839 nucleotides. RefSeq names its product notch receptor 3 (gene notch3). Lineage: Eukaryota; Metazoa; Chordata; Actinopteri; Syngnathiformes; Syngnathidae. Gene Ontology annotation, biological process: Notch signaling pathway; regulation of DNA-templated transcription; multicellular organism development. Gene Ontology annotation, cellular component: plasma membrane; cell surface; signaling receptor complex. The record is from RefSeq and is a predicted model, not a curated record. Gene Ontology annotation, molecular function: protein binding; calcium ion binding; signaling receptor activity.
CAGCCAAAGUUUUUCAAAGAAUCUCAGUCGUGGAGGAUCCGCGGUGGUGGCUGAGCUGCGGAGGACUUUUUUUUUUACCCCCCCCAACAACCCCCUGCCAAUUUCUUACGGGACUUAACGCGACUUCCUUCCCGGUCGACUUUAUGACAAAGGAAGAAGCAUCGUGGCCACCACACUCCGGAGCCUUCUUUCUCACGCCAAUUUGAUACCUGAAGGAUGUAUUUGUACUGAAAGGGCGCCACAAAGUGCCGGAAACUUUUUUUUCCAGCGAAAUGGAAGGGAAUAUUCCGUGGAUUAUUUUGUCUUGUUUAUUGUCGAUGCAUCUUUCUGAAGGUUUCCGAUGCACAGAUAAAUCCAGGCCGUGUGAAAACGGAGGGACGUGCAUAGAGUCGGCCUCCCGAUGCAUAUGCCGUCCGGGAUUCAUCGGUUCGCUCUGUCAGCAUCAGGAUCCCUGCCGUCGAUCGCCGUGUCUUAACGGGGCCGCUUGCAAGAGCCAAGUGGCCGACGGUAUCCCGCAGUACAACUGCGUCUGCCAGAGGGGGUUCAGAGGCCAAGAUUGCUCGCUCAUUGACGCCUGCGCCACGAGUCCUUGUGCCAACGGCGCCCGCUGUGCCAACUGGAACAAUCACUACAACUGCUCCUGCCCACCUGGCUUCCAGGGAAAGAAUUGCCGCAGCGACGUGGACGAGUGCCGCAAGCCCGGCGCUUGCCUCAACGCGGGCCUUUGUAUCAACACCCACGGGUCCUUCCGCUGCCAGUGCCCGCCCGGGUACAGCGGGCGCACGUGCGAGGUGUCCACCCAGCCCUGCGCCCCCUCGCAGUGCCUCAACGGAGGCACUUGUCGCCAGACCAGCGACCAUUCCUAUGAAUGCGCAUGCCUGCCAGGCUUCGAGGGACACAACUGUGAGAAUAACGUGGAUGACUGCCCGGGCCACAAGUGUAUGAAUGGCGGCAUAUGCGUGGAUGGAGUCAACACGUACAAUUGCCAGUGUCCGCCUGAAUGGACAGGCCAGUACUGCGCCGAGGACGUCAACGAGUGUCUCAUGCAGCCAAACGCCUGCCACAACGGGGGGACGUGCUUCAACACCAUCGGGGGCCACACGUGCGUCUGCGUCAACGGUUGGACGGGCGACGACUGCAGCGAGAACAUCGACGACUGCGCCAUCGCCGUUUGUUUCAACGGGGCCACGUGCCACGACCGAGUCGCCUCCUUCUUCUGCGAGUGCCCGGUCGGAAAGACGGGUUUGCUGUGCCACCUUGAGGACGCUUGCGUGAGCAACCCCUGCAACGAGGGAGCCGUGUGCGACACCAAUCCCCUCAACGGCCGUGCCAUUUGCACCUGCCCUGCCGGCUUUGUGGGAGGCGCUUGUAACCAAGACAUGGACGAAUGCUCCAUCGGCGCAAACCCAUGCGAGCACUUCGGCAAGUGCGUCAACACCGAGGGCUCGUUCCAAUGUCAAUGCGGCCGGGGAUACGCUGGCCCGCGUUGCGAGAUCGACAUCAACGAAUGCUUGUCCACGCCUUGUCAGAAUGACGCCACUUGCCUCGACCGCAUCGGAGAGUUCACUUGCAUCUGCAUGCCAGGCUACACGGGGACUUACUGCGAGACCGACGUCGAUGACUGCGAGAGCAACCCGUGUGUGAACGACGGCAUCUGUCGGGACAUGGUCAACGGCUUUGCGUGCACCUGCCAACCUGGCUUCACCGGCACCAUGUGUCAGAUCGACAUCGACGAGUGCGCCAGCACGCCCUGCCAGAACGGCGCCAAGUGCUACGACCGACCCAACGGCUUUGAGUGCCGAUGUGCCGAAGGAUAUGAAGGUACGCUCUGCGAGAGCAACAUCAACAACUGCCAGCCCGACCCGUGCCACCACGGCACCUGCGUGGACGGCAUCGCCAGCUAUACCUGCAACUGCGACGCCGGGUACACGGGCUACCGCUGCGAGAACCAACUCAAUGAGUGCCACAGCAACCCUUGCCAGAACGGAGGCAAGUGCGUGGACCUGGUCAACAAAUACAUCUGCCAGUGCCAACAUGGGACAUCAGGCACCAACUGUGAGAUCAAUUUCGACGAUUGUGCCAGUAACCCGUGUGACUAUGGCAUGUGCAAAGAUGGCAUCAACCGCUACGACUGCGUUUGCAAGCCUGGCUUCACCGGUGCCAAGUGCAACGUGGAGAUAGACGAGUGUGCGUCGAGCCCCUGUCGCAACGGAGGCACGUGCGUGGACGAGGAGAAUGGCUUCCACUGCCAGUGCCCGGAGGGAUUCAAGCCGCCGUACUGCUACUCGCAGGUGGAUGAGUGCGGCAGCAGCCCCUGCAUCCAUGGGGCGUGCAGGGACGACAUCAACGGGUAAGCGCGCAAAGACGACGUGCAUUUUGAAUUUUAAAUAAACGAACAAACAAAAAAAAUCAUAUCGUCGCUGUCCUGUGAAAAACACGUCAAUUCUUGUCAUUAAAAAAAAAAAAAAAAAUCUAUGAAUUGUUCCCUCGUUAGGUAACCUUGCCAAGUGAACAUCAACGAGUGCGCGUCCAGUCCCUGCCUGAACAAAGGCACGUGUGUGGACGGCGUGGCCAGCUUCACCUGUCUAUGCGAGCUUCCCUACAACGGACCCACAUGCGCCGAAGUGCUCACCCCGUGCUCCCCGAACCCCUGCGCAAAUCAGGCCGUCUGCACCCACACCCCAGACUACCUGGGCUACCAGUGCAACUGCCAAUCCGGUUGGCAAGGGCAACUGUGUAACAGGGACGUGAACGAAUGCCUCUCCAAUCCCUGCAAGAACCGCGGGACCUGCUCCAACACGUUCGGUUCUUUUGUGUGCUCCUGCAGGCCCGGUUUCACCGGGUCCACUUGCGACACGGACAUCAAUGACUGCUCCCCCAAUCCGUGCCUCAGCGGAGGCUCCUGCGCGGACAGCGUCAACUCUUUCCACUGCAGCUGCUUGCCGGGCUUCACCGGGCCUCGCUGCGCUCAGGAGAUCAACGAAUGUCAGAGUCUGCCCUGCAAGAACGGCGGCACGUGCACCGACUACGUCAACUCCUACACGUGUACCUGCAGGCCCGGCUUCACUGGCAUCCACUGCGAAACCAACAUACCGGAUUGCACGGAAAGCUCGUGCUUCAAUGGAGGGACGUGCACAGAUAAGAUCAACGGCUACUCCUGUAUGUGCCGUUCAGGCUUCACCGGCUCGCACUGCCAGUACGAGGUCAACGAGUGUGACUCGCAGCCUUGCCUCAACGGGGGUCUCUGUCAAGAUGCCCUGGAGUCUUUCCGCUGCACCUGCCCCAAAGGCUACGCUGGCACGCGCUGUCAGAUGCCGGUUGACUGGUGCAGGCGCUCCUCCCCGUGCCAGAAUGGCGGACGCUGUCGGCAAAAAGACUCGGCCUUUGUCUGUGAGUGCGCUCACGGCUGGUCUGGACGUUAUUGCGACAUUCCCCGGGUUUCCUGUGAGACAGCAGCUCGCCAGAGAGGACUCCAGACAGACGAAUUGUGCCACCACGGCGGCCACUGCGUCAACACGGGCAACACGCAUUACUGCAAGUGUCCCGGCGACUACACCGGCAGCUACUGCGAGAGCCAAGUGGACCACUGCGAGGACAAACCCUGCCGCAAUGGCGCCACCUGCAGGGGAUACGUUGGAGGAUAUCAGUGUGACUGUAUGCCGGGCUUCACUGGUCAGAACUGUGAGAUGGAGGUCAAUGAGUGUCAAUCUCAUCCUUGCCAAAAUGGAGGCACGUGUAUCGACCUGGUCGGGCAUUACAUCUGCUCCUGUCCUCCUGGCACUCUGGGUGUCCUCUGCGAGAUCAACGAAGAUGACUGCGCCCCGCCAAUGAGGCCUCGCGGCGCUCCCCCCAAGUGCCUCAACAACGGCACCUGCGUGGACCGAGUGGGCGGGUACCGCUGCAACUGUCCGCCCGGGUUUACAGGCGAGCGGUGCGAGGGCGACAUCAACGAGUGUCUCUCCAGUCCUUGCAGCCCCUCCAACAGCCUAGACUGCAUCCAGAUGCCCAACGACUACCAGUGUGUUUGCAAGGCCGGUUUCACAGGUCGAAGGUGCCAGAACAGGUUCAGCGCAUGUGAAUCUCAGCCUUGUCAAAACGGAGGCGCGUGCUCUGCUUCCACUUCUGUUGUUGGCUACACGUGCACAUGUCAGCUUGGCUACACGGGCCCCAACUGCGAGCGAAGCAUGUCCUGCCGCGAGCUGUCUUGCUACAACGGCGGAAGCUGCGCUCUCACCACGCGAGGGGCCCGCUGCACCUGCCUGCCCGGUUAUGGCGGGCCUCAGUGCGCCCACCGCAGCAACGAAGGCUGCUCCUCACAGCCGUGUCGCAACGGCGGCCUGUGUACCGAAGAGACCGCCUUCCCGUUCUUCCACUGCCAGUGUCCCAGCGGCUGGACGGGCAAACGGUGCGAGCAGGCCGGCCGGGUCAACGAGACCCCGGCCCUGUCGUGUCCGCUGGCCGACUGCCACGGAAAAGCCAACGACGGCGUGUGCGACAAGGAGUGCAGCACGUUGGCGUGCCGCUGGGAUGGCGGCGACUGCUCCUUGGCGGUCAACCCCUGGGCCCGGUGCGCGGACCCCCGUUGCUGGCGCGUGUUCAACAACAGCCAGUGCGACGAGUCGUGCAACAACGCAGACUGCUUGUAUGAUAACUUUGACUGCAAAACCAAGGAGAAAGUUUGCAACCCAAUCUACGAGACCUACUGCAUCGACCACUAUGCCGACGGCCUGUGCGACCAAGGCUGCAACACGGAGGAGUGCGGCUGGGACGGCCUGGACUGCGCUCAAAAGGUUCCCGAAGACAUCGUGGACGGCGCCUUAGUUCUGGUGGUGCUGCUCCCUCCGGAGGAGCUUCUGCGCACCAGCACGGCCUUCCUCGUCAAACUGAGCGCCAUCCUUCACACCACGCUGCGCUUCCGGCUGGACCACAACGGCGAGGCUAUGAUCCGGCCCUACACCCGGCGAGAGGCGCGGCUCAAGCGGGAGCUUCAGCCUCAACAGGAGAUUAUUGGCUCCAUCGUCUACCUGGAAAUAGACAACCGCUUGUGUACUGACGACUGCUUCCCGUCGGCUGAGAGCGCCGCGGACUACCUCGGAGCCUUGUCGGCCGUUGAAAUGCUGCGCUUCCCGUACCCGCUCAAAGAAGUCCGCGGAGAAAAGAUCGUGGACGAUCCGGACCCCAUUCCUCAAUGGGGCAAACUGAUGCUGGUCAGCAUCGCUUCGCUUUUCCUGCUGGUCAUCAUGGUGUUAGGCAUGCUGAUUUCCCGCAGAAAGCGUGAGCACAGCACGCUGUGGUUCCCGGAGGGCUUCUUCCUCAAGAAGGAGCCCAGCAGCAACAAGAACCGCAGGGAGCCGGUGGGCCAGGAUGCUCUUGGAAUGAAACACAUGCCCAAAACGGUUGAGGAAUCUCUCCUUGGAGAUCACAGCGACCAGUGGAUCGAUGCCGAAUGCCCAGAACCCAAAAGAUUGAAGAUGGAGGAGCCAAGCAUGCUGUCAGACGGAGAGGACGCCGUCGAUAGCCGACAGUGGACGCAACAUCACCUGGCAGCGGCCGACAUCCGCAUGCCGCCCACCAUGGCGCUCACCCCGCCGCAAGGGGAGUUUGAAAGCGACUGCAUGGACGUUAACGUCCGAGGUCCAGACGGCUUUACUCCGCUGAUGCUGGCGUCGUUCUGCGGAGGCGGCCUGGAGCCCGAGAUCACCGAGGAGGAGGAGAGCGAGGAGUGCUCGGCCAACAUCAUCUCCGACCUCAUCUACCAGGGCGCGUCACUCGCCGCCCAGACGGAUCGCACGGGCGAGACGGCGCUCCACCUGGCUGCCCGUUACGCCCGCGCCGACGCCGCAAAGAGACUCCUGGACGCCGGGGCGGACGCCAACGCGCAGGACAACACGGGACGCUCGCCCCUGCACGCUGCCGUGGCUGCGGACGCGCAAGGAGUGUUCCAGAUCCUGAUCCGAAACAGGGCCACAGAUCUUGACUCGCGCAUGUACGACGGCUCCACGGCGCUCAUCCUGGCCGCCCGUCUGGCGGUGGAGGGAAUGGUGGAGGAACUCAUCACUUGCCACGCAGAUGUCAAUGCAGUCGAUGAACUGGGUAAAUCCGCAUUGCACUGGGCCGCUGCUGUUAACAACGUGGACGCGACGAUUGCCUUGCUGAAGAAUGGCGCAAACAAAGACAUGCAAGAUCUUAAGGAGGAGACGCCUCUCUUCCUAGCCGCUCGCGAGGGAAGCUGCGAGGCCGUCAAAGUUCUGCUGGCUCACUUUGCCAACCGCGAGAUUACGGACCACAUGGACAGGCUGCCCCGAGACAUCGCUCAGGAGCGCAUGCACCACGAUAUCGUGCAGCUCCUGGACGAGUACAACACUGUGAGGAGCCCCCAGGGCCACGGUGGGCCCGGACUCCACCUCUCCAGCGGGCACACCCUGUCGCCCCUCAUGUGCCCGCCCAGCGCCUUCCUGCCCAGCCUGAAGACCACCCCGCAGGGUAAGAAGAACCGCCGGCCGGGGGCUAAGGGCUCCGGCCUGGGGGGUCAGCACGCCGGCGGUCUGAAGGACUCGGUCAAGGCCCGCAAUAAGAAGCUGAGCUUGGACAUGCAGAGUGCCCUGCUGGAGAGCUCGGUCACCCUCUCGCCAGUGGACUCGCUGGAGUCACCUCACGGGGGCGCCAGCAACGCCGGCUACAUCACCAACCCCACGUCCCCGGUGGCCAUGCCGUCCCCGGGGCUCUUCCACUCGUCACUGUCGGUCCCGAGCACGCCCAUGGUGCACGCUAGCAUGCUGGACAGCGGCAGCCCCUUCGCCGUGUCUCUGGCGCAGCUCAAUGACCUGGGCAAUGGUGGCAUGGCCCUGCAGGGACGAGUGUCCAUGGCAUCGGAUGUGGGCCACGGCUACGUGCUGAGCCCGUCGGGCCAGAUGGGGCUCAACAUGGGCCUGGUGAGCCCGGUCAGCGUGCCCUUCGAAUGGCACAGCCGGUCGCCCGUCUCCCAGUGCGGGCAGCAGGUGGUGAACCUGGUGCAGAGCAUGCCGCCGCCGCUGCAGCAAAGCAUGCAGCCGCCUCCGCCGCCGCAGCAGAACCUGCUGCUGCAUCAGCAGCAGAUGUACCGCGGCACCAUGUUGCAACCCACGCCCGUCACCUCCACGCCCAGCGUCAGCCCCGUCAAGCUGCCCACCAUCAGCGAGCAGCAGAUCAUGAGCCACUCCAUAAGCGGCCAGCAGAAUCUGGCCCGCAUGGCAUCGUCCACUCCGCCAACGCCGCAGACCUCGCAACCCCCACCGCCUUUCUUCCAACAGCCCCCUCCCCAGGCCCCGCCGGGCGUCGCCGUCGCCCCGCCCGCCCAAGCCCCGGCCCCCCAGCCGGGCUCCGCCGAGGAUUACCCCACCCCGCCCUCGCAGCACAGUUACACGUCGGCGCUCGACGCCACGCCCAAGCAUUACCUACACCUGCCUACUGAGCACCCCUACCUGACCCCUUCACCCGAGUCGCCCGAACCUUGGUCCAGCCCCUCCCCUCAGUGCGUGUCCGACUGGUCAGACUCAACCCCCAGCCCCGCCGUUGCUGUCGCCGGCUCUGCCCAGACCCAAAUUUCAAAAAUCCCAGAGGCCAACAAAAAGAUGCAGGUAUUUGCUUAAAGUUGCAGUUUGUGUGUCAGCCUGUUUCCAAGAUUUUUUAUUGGAUUUGGAUUGACUUGUUGUUUAUGCCGAGGACCGCUCGCGUGUUCUGUUUGCGGACGGCUUGUGAGACACAGUAAAGGCAAAACGUUUGUUGUCUGAAAAACCAGCAGACAAUUUAAUGAAGUAAUUCUGUCACAGAUGGACUUUAUUAUUAUAAAAAAAAAAAAAA